Clonostachys rhizophaga is the source of this 2556-nucleotide messenger RNA. Lineage: Eukaryota; Fungi; Ascomycota; Sordariomycetes; Hypocreales; Bionectriaceae. The record is from the annotation of a GenBank genome assembly.
AUGACGCAACAGAAGGCCAGCGAUGGCGGCAAAGUUUCAAACCUCAUCGACGAUCUUAAGGAAAAGUUUAGCGACACUAAGCUGCACGAUGCAAAGAUUGCUUUAGUGCACAAAAAGCACCAGAUUGGAAAACUGGGAAACUUGUUCAACCCCAAUCAUCGCCAUGAUGAGGAGCAUGAGCAGCGCUGUGACGACAAGCGGACUAAGAUCUGCGAGUCUAAUCGCUUCAAGUCUUUCUUCCCUGAGCGAGAUGGAAAUCUCAUAAAAUGGUAUGUGGACGGCCGUGAUUAUUUCUGGGCUGUCUCUGUGGCUCUCGAGCAGGCCAAAGAGUCCAUCUACAUUGCAGACUGGUGGUUGUCUCCUGAACUCUUCUUGCGACGCCCCCCAUUCUAUAACCGGGACUACCGGUUGGAUCAACUCCUCAAGAGAAAAGCCGAGGAAGGGGUCAAGAUCUUUGUGAUCGUGUACAAGGAAGUCGAGGCUGCUCUGACUUGCAAUUCCGUGCAUACAAAGCAUGCCCUCCAAGCUCUGUGCCCUGAGGGCACACCAGGAUUUGGCAACAUCAAGAUUCUUCGCCACCCAGACCACAAUCCUUUUGAAAACGCAGCCGACAUUACCAUGUACUGGGCCCACCACGAGAAAUUCAUCGUCAUUGACUACGCCAUGGCUUUUAUUGGUGGCUUAGAUCUUUGCUUCGGGCGUUGGGACGCAAACCACCAUCCACUGUCUGACGUUCACCCCGAAGGAGUUUCUGAAGAGACCUUCCCGGGACAGGACUUCAACAACAACCGCGUGAUGGACUUCAAGCAAGUGGAUGACUGGAAACAGAACGAAGUGAGCAAAGCAGACUAUGGCCGCAUGCCCUGGCACGAUGUUGCCAUGGCAGUGAUCGGCCCAACAGUCUAUGAUAUUGCUGAGCACUUCGUUCUCAGAUGGAACUUUGUAAAACGUGACAAGUAUAAGCGACACGAUGCCUAUGACUGGAUUAUGCUAGAGAACCGCACUGGCGAAGAUGAGGACCUUGUCGGUGUCCAGCGUCCCAAACACCCCGUUGGAGACUACGUCCAGCAUCCCCUGACGCCGCUCGACACCAAAAACCUCUUUAACCGUGGCACCAUUCGUGCUCAAAUCGUUCGAUCCAGCUCAGACUGGUCCAGCGGAAUUUUGCUAGACCACUCGAUUCAAAACGCCUACAUUGAAAUUAUCCAAAACGCACAGCAUUACGUUUACAUUGAGAAUCAGUUUUUCAUUACAGCUACAGGAGACCAGCAAUAUCCCAUUCAUAACACUAUCGGCAGGGCCAUGGUGGACGCCGUUGUUCGAGCUGCAAAGGAGAACCGAAAGUUCAAAAUCAUCAUCGUGAUACCCGCCAUUCCCGGCUUCGCAGGUGACCUUCGAGACAAUGCCGCGGCUGGUACUCGAGCUAUUAUGGAUUACCAGUACAAGUCUAUUUGUCGAGGAGAGCACUCCAUCUUUGAGCAGAUCAAGGCACAGGAUGUCGACCCCAGAAAAUACAUCUUCUUCUUCAAUCUCCGGUCUUAUGAUCGCCUCAACAAAACACCGGCUCUCAAGGCAGCCGAGAAGAAAUCCGGCGUUAGCUAUCAACAGGUGCAGCGAGCGGAAGCUGAAGAGAUCAUGUCAGAAGGUAUCCACGGGACAUUUGGUGCUAGGAGCAAGACCCAGAAUCCCCAUCUUGGAAAACUGAACCAAAAUAAGGUGGAUUCAACUGAUGAAGAGGUGAAGAAACACAUGGAGGCAAAGAAGAAGUUUGAUGAGGCUCUUCCUCCAGGGGAGGUCUUGACUUCAGCGUCAGUAGCCCACCAUGCCAUGCACGGACAAGGAUCCAUUCUGGAUGAAGUUUGGGAUGAAGAUGAUCCCGAGAGUGAAGUGCAGAACUGGGUUCAGGAGGAGCUCUACGUCCAUUCCAAAAUUUUGAUAGCCGACGAUCGGAUCGUUAUCUGUGGCUCCAGUAAUCUGAAUGACCGCAGUCAGCGAGGGGACCACGACAGUGAAUUGAGCAUCGUCAUGGAGGAUACGAGGAUGGUCUCCAGCACUAUGAACGGAGAGGCGUUUGAGGCUGGAUAUCAUGCCACCACUCUACGGCGCUAUCUCUGGCGAGAGCAUCUGGGGCUGCUUCCGCCUCAGCCACUCAACGCAGAAGGUGAUAUCAAUGCACAGCCGCCAACUGUCAACCCAGAGAAUGAUAUCUACGACAAAGACGAGAGCUGGAAGUUUGUUGAGGAUCCGUUGAGCGAUGAGUUAUGGGAGAUGUGGACCACACAGGCGGACACAAACACCAAGCUCUUCCGCCAUAUAUUCCAUGCCGACCCCGAUGACCACAUCAAGGACUUUGAUGACUAUGAUCGGUAUCUCCCGCCCCGUGGUGUGAAGGCUGGUCACGUCUUUGAUCAGUUCCUCCCCCCUGAAGAUAUCCGCAACAAACUAGACCAGAUCAAGGGGCAUCUGGUGUGGUACCCCUUGGAGUUUUUGAGAGACGCGGAGAUGGCCGAGCGCGGGCUCCAGGUCAACUCAUUGACGGAGAGUGUCUUUACCUAA